GACCACGGCAAUAUAACAGACUGAUGUGAGGUGGUGGGGUGUCUAACAGACACAUGGCUUCGCCGGCUUGGAAAGGGUCGCUUCGCCAUGCGCGCAGGCUGCCAGGCUGAGGUGCUAUUUCUGUACCGGGCUGAAUGUAGCGUGGGCGCAGGGAACAGCGCGUUUCUAUAGUGAAUCAAUUAUCAGCAGCGAAGCCCCCGCAGGUCUCGGGAAGGGCCCUGAACGAUUCCCUAGCGGCACCUUUGCUAUUUCUAGCACGUUCACCGCAGUCUCCACCGGCGACUUCUCCACCAUGCUCUCGUCCGCCGUUUUUCCGUAGGUGGCUAUCAUCAGCACCAGUCCUGAUAGAAGAGCCGGGACACAGCGGUGUGAAUAGGAGCUGGAGUUUAGCUGCCAGGAUCCCAGCACACGCACGGGCUGCUCUGAUGUCUUAUCCGGACAGAGAAGAAAAGGAAAGAGGUCGCCGCUGAUCAGAAAAGACGUAAUUUGACCUGCGCCUCUCAAAGCCGGCAUCCCUAUUGAAGUCUAUCUCUGCAUUACCGCCUGUUCUGCCGACUUGGCUGCGGACACUUCAUGCGCUCACCAUUGUUGUGUAUGGGGGUACACAACAACACCAGGAUCAAACCAUGAAGGAAGUACUUUCUAACAACAGCACUACUAGCAUCUCUCAGGCACGGAAGGCAGUGGAGCAACUAAAAAUGGAAGCAUGCAUGGACAGGAUAAAGAUAUCCAAAGCUGCAGCAGAUUUGAUGGCCUAUUGUGAUGCUCACGUUAGAGAAGAUCCACUUAUUCUUCCUGUGCCUGCCUCAGAAAAUCCAUUUAGAGAGAAGAAAUUUUUUUGCAAUAUUCUUUAAAGUGUUUUUUUGUUCUUCAAUUGACAUUAUGCAUGUUAUUAUUAUUAUUAUGGGACUUUUUCUUUAAAUUACAGCGUACACAUAAACUUUAGAGGUAUUACAAAGAAUCUGGAGAAACAAGAUUAUUAUUGGUGAUUUAUUAACUUGCAUCUAUGAAGUAUUGUAUUAGAUAUCUUUUAGUGAGACUGUGAGGCUCUACAGAUGAUACAAUGCAGUUAUUAUAAUGUUAUUUUUAAAACACUAUAUUGAGUACUAUUAAGCCAUUCUGGAUUUAAACAGAAUUCAGUCUACAACCAAAAUCAAGACCUUUUUUGGGUGUAGUUGGGUGAGUAUAAUUAUAUUUCUUAAUUUUCUAUGUACAGUGAAACCUCCUUGAGAUGACCACCCACAAUUGCACAACAUUUUUUCUAGGGGGAUAGUCUUAUCAAAGAAAGCAUAAUCUUAUACCAAAUAUCCAUUUUGGUUAAGAGGAUAGUCUUUUCAAAGAGGUGGUCUUUUGGAAAGGUUUUACUGUAUUUGUUAUUGAGUGCAUUUUCUUCUGUUGUAGAUACACACACACACACACACACACAUAUAUAUAUAUAUAUAUAUAUAUAUAUAUAUAUAUAUAUAUAUAUAUAUAUAUAUAUAUAUAUAU
Molecule: messenger RNA, 1491 nt
Organism: Hyla sarda
Lineage: Eukaryota; Metazoa; Chordata; Amphibia; Anura; Hylidae
Gene: GNG4
Product: G protein subunit gamma 4
Exons: 6
Coding region: 627-854 (75 amino acids)
Biological process (GO): G protein-coupled receptor signaling pathway
Cellular component (GO): heterotrimeric G-protein complex
Molecular function (GO): G-protein beta-subunit binding
Source: RefSeq, a predicted model, not a curated record